UUCGCAAAUAACUUGGACAAAAUGGAGGAGUCCUUCCUCCUCAUCCCUCUCGCUCAUCUCGCCCUCUCCCUCACUCCGUCUCGCGUAGCCUUCCUCCCGACUGCACCCAGCCAGCCUCCUUCUCAUCCUUCUCGAAUCCUGGUUUCCCUCCUGUGCACACCCACCCACCUCCUUUUUCUGCUAUGGUUACUGUGAGCGGGACUUCGACUCGCGAGACCGUGGAUGCGUAUUCGCACCCUUCCUUGCAAAGGUCCGCCGUGAAUUGGCUCUCAGUGCUGUGGGAGACUCCACUCCAACCCCUAUGUUCGCUAUCAGCGACCGGGGGUUCUGAUCCGGCCCCGAUGAUUUCUGAUGACGCUGCAUCAAUCGAUCCCGGUCACAAAACAAUUCCAAGAGUUGGACAGCCCAUCGCGAAUCUCCUCGGUCACAACCAUCGAUUCCGUACCACCGUUGCUCUCGUCAUCGCCGGUAUUGCUUAUGCUGUUCAACUGCUGUUCAACAGAGCAGAUUGCUUAUGCUGACCGCAUCAUUGUGAAUAAGAAAAUCAAUCGCAUGGCCCAACUCAAGCGGACAGAGUUUGGAAAAGUUAACCUGGAUUAUGUUCUUGGAAUUGGUGGAUUUGAUUUAGAGAGCAGAUGUAAGCAGAAAGAGGAAUCCACCUCAGGUGAACAGCCCAUCGCGAAUCUCCUCAGUAAAAUCAGUGCACCUUAUUCACAAUUGUUGACAGAUAUCCAACUCAGACAGAGGAAUACACAUCAGGUGAACAGCAGUUGGAAUACCACAGGCAAGCAUUUUCAUCUCAUAUUUAGAACAAAGAGGGUGUGCUUUACCACAAGGAUAUUUGUCUUGCAAAGUAAUACUUUGCCAUCCAAAAUUUUGUGAACGACGACUGAUUCCUGAAUAUUUCUUCAACUAUCAAGAGGGGCGCUUGAGAGGGUUUGACAUGUAGGUGUAGAUAUAUGUUGUUGAGAGGUAUUGACGUUUAAAGCCAUGCAUUGCAAAUGGUUUUUAAGAAGGAAUUUUAGGAUGGUGCACUGUAUUUGAAUCUAAUUACUUUUCAUGCUAAUAACAUUUCUUACUUUUCUGUGCAUCUAGUAUUGUUUCUACCUUUGCAAUACUGCUUUAUAUAUAUGUGAACAAAUGCAAGAAAGGAUUUUAUAUUACUUUGGCUGCUAAUUGAUUAGUUUCAAAUGCAAGAAAUGAUUAGUUUCUAAUGUUAUAUUUUUAUGGUUCAAAAAGUGUAUAGAUGUCAUAGUUGAUCACUCGUUGUAGGAGUGUGACCAAUGCGCCUCCCGUAUUAUCAACACCUACUGCUUCAGCCGUGAGUGCUACAUUGAUUGGGGAGCCACACCCCUUAUUGAGGCUAUUCUUAUGGCAUCCCAGGUGCUCGCAUCAUCGACGUCAUUAGUGUCGGUUCAGUCGCUCAAUGCAUGGCGACCACAGGACAAGUCAUAGCCUGACGGAGGAAGUGGCAAUCCUAAAAUGUCAGCUUGCGGCCCAACAAGCAGCCUGGGAGGCCAAACCAGCAGCCUGAGAAACCAAGAUUGCAGCCCAGUUUUCAGCCCAGAAUAAGAAGAUGAGUAUGAUCUUACGGGCCUUACAGAUGUCCGGCCUUCAAAUCCCGAUGCCAGCACCUAAUCUUGCUCCACCUUUGACCUCCUAGCCACUUUGCCCAGUCGAUACCCAGUAGCCUGAUGCAUCAAGUCUAGUAGACUACUUCUUGUAGUUUUUUCUUUUAUGUUCAAACAUCUUGUUGUUUAUAAUUUAAUUACAAUAUUUAUUAAAAAUUAAAUAAAAAAUAUU
This is a messenger RNA of Malus domestica (apple), 1803 nucleotides long. RefSeq lists its product as uncharacterized. The record is from RefSeq and is a predicted model, not a curated record. NCBI's taxonomy places the organism in Eukaryota, Viridiplantae, Streptophyta, Magnoliopsida, Rosales, Rosaceae.